Messenger RNA from Caenorhabditis elegans, 1011 nucleotides. It is a transcript of the gene C47D12.4, whose product is annotated as F-box domain-containing protein. Lineage: Eukaryota; Metazoa; Nematoda; Chromadorea; Rhabditida; Rhabditidae. Bases 64 to 936 code for a protein of 290 amino acids. The record is from RefSeq and is marked reviewed. The transcript is spliced from 3 exons.
AUAAUAGACCGGCCUCUGACUGUUGCUCCAAUCUCCUUCAUUCUCUCAUUCAGAGCACUUCAGAUGUCGUCUUCUCCCGUUACAUCCUUUCAUUUACUUAAACUCCCAACUCUUGUUCUCUCUGAAGUUCUAGAUCACUUGAAAACAAUGGAUAUAUUCAUACUUCGCGCAACAUCUCGAAAAACUAAAUGUGCUGUGAAACAAUCUUUAGGGCACGCGAAUAAGCGCCAGAGUGAGGAUCGACGCUUCUUUGUAUUGAAUAUUCAUGCACGCCGAGAUUACUUUGAAAUAAUCUUCCAGACGUUAACUGCGGACAUUAAUUUAUAUAAGGGUGGUGAUGUUAAUCGAGUAGUGGAAAUAAUUUCAGAUUUUCUAGAGAACCAAGAAGAUGUAAAAAGAGUAUGCAUAAACCUUUAUAUAAAUGAUAUUUACAAAGAGGUGGAUACUAAGAGAUUAGUUGCACUUAUUGUAAGAAAAAAAAUAUCUAUUAAUAAUUUGACGUUUGACGGAAAAAAAAAAUCAAAUAAAUUGUUUCGGGGUCUGUUCAAAAGUAAAGCGGCAGAUUUGAAAGUGAGAACGGUGCAUGAUAUUCAAUUGAAUGAUAUUAACUUGAUGGUCCAUUGCUGGCAUGUGGCAUUGGCUGGGAUUAAUUUGAACAGUGAUCACUUAAACGUACUCCUCAAGAAAUGGAAGGAAAACAGCAGUCUGGAAUACUUUUGUGCAAGAGAAAUGGAAUCGCCUCUUGAAAAAACUAUCAUUCUUGAAGGGACAAACUCUAGACAACGAUCUGAGGAUAAUCGGUUUUAUAGAUUUAAGAAUUGCGAAUUUCUCACAACAUGCAACAAUGGAAAAGAAUCUCACUUAACAAUUUAUGAGCAUUGCUUCUUCCUCUCCGUUCCAUUUCGAAACAACAUUUUGAUUGCUGAUAAUUUAUAAAACAAUCUACGUGUACCCACAUAAAGCUUUGAUUUGUUGCUGAAAGUGUUUUUAAAAGCAAUUACCGUACAAAAC